UAUUAUUGACUCCGCCCAGGUUUUUUACUUGCUUGAUCCCGCCUUCUGAUUUUUAAUUGGAGAAGGGAAGUAAAUAUCUGCAUUUUUUUCAUACGCUGCUUAGCUAAGGCAGACAAAUUCUUAUUUGUUGAGCUAUCCUAAAUCUUGUUUCUGUUUCCGGGUUUUGGGUAUGUGUAUAGGUUUUGAGCGUAAAACUCGUGUGGCGCAUUAUGCGGUAUUGACAUCUCAAGUCUCCCGGAAGUCAGCGUCUCCUCCAUGCCUCCCCUCAAGUGAUCUAUAAUCUGCCGGAAAUCGCCCCCCGCUCCCACAUUUGUCUGUUGGCGACACCCCCUGUCCGAAAGAAAUCGUCAGCGAAUUAUUUAAUUAUAUAAUAUGACCCUGAGUCAUCUGAGAAUCCGCUUAAAUCUGCUAAACCAGUGGCAUCUCUGUACAACGAAAGUUAGCAAAGAAAGCGAGAUUAUUCAACGGGACUGGUACAAGACCAUGCAGUUUUCACAGCACAGGCGAUUUGCAAGAUCUUCCCUGUUUUCCAUUGAUUUCUUUACUGGUGCGGACAGAUCAGAGACGCUGUCCCAGGCAAUAAGCCGCACAUAUGCAGAAUCUUCCACUGUACCUGGCGAGGAUGAUCAAGAGGCACUGGUGCUGUUUGGAAGCCUGCGAGGGAAUGUUGUAGGGCUCCGUUACUAUACUGGAGUGGUCAACAAGCGAGAAAUGGUCUCCCUGGUGCGGGAACCUCAAAAUCCUUAUGACAAAAAUGCGGUUCAGGUGGCCAACGUGUACGGCCACCAGGUAGGGCACAUCAAGCGAGAGCUGGCAGCGCCGAUGGCCUACAUCAUGGACAACAAGCUGGCAAAGGUGGAAGGGAUUGUACCGUUUGGUGCCACGAAUACGUUUGCCAUGCCAGUACAGCUCUUUUUCUGGGGCCAGAAGGAAAAUAAGGCCGCAGUAAUGAAUAAGCUUGGACAGCAUGGGUUUCGACUUGGCCCCACUUCAGAAGGAUUUGGAGGAAAAAGUGCAAAGGCUUCUGGGCCAACGAUUGAUAAGUUCUUUCCACCACUACGUGGAAGCCCAGCUGCCAUUCCACUGACACGGGAACAGCUUCAGAACGUGUUUGACAAAUUGUUUGAUAACCUGAUGGAAGAGAAAAUUCAGGAGAUGGAACCAGCUGAAGCUGUUGGCACACCCCUUCUGCCACAUCAGAAGCAGGCACUGGCUUGGAUGGUACUGAGAGAAAAUAACAAUGAUUUACCACCUUUUUGGGAGCAGAAGAAUAAUCUGUAUUUUAAUGUCCUCACUAACUUUGCUGUUAAAGAAAAACCAGAGAAGGUUCAUGGGGGGAUCUUGGCUGACGAUAUGGGGCUGGGUAAAACACUUACCACCAUUGCACUGAUUCUUUCCAACUUUCACAAUGGGAGACCUCUUCCUACAGAGACAUUGUCAACGGAAAAUGCUCUUGCUCCUGGAUCUUCGGCAUCCAAAGAACGAAAAGAAAGGAAGCGAACUAGAAAAGAGGAGUUAGAGAAAAGUACAGUGGAAGACAGGUCUGUGAAAAGUGCAAAGGACCCAGUUCCAGCAGAAGCCUCUGUGAGCAGCUCACGUGCGAAAAGAUCUAAAGUUAAGGUUAAGUACACCUACAGCAGUGAUUCCGAAGGGUCUGACAGUGGGGUAUCCCCCAAGAAGAAAAGUGGAUUUUCAGCCUUGAAGGACGAUGCAGAUUUUGCUGCUGCGCUUGAGGGUUUCAUAGCUGAACGUCCUUUACAAAAGAAAGCCCCCAAAAAAGGUGUUCCCAAAACAUCCUUUAAAGGUUCUAGGACUGAAACUAAAAUAGCCAGAGCGACAUUGAUCAUCUGUCCUCUGUCAGUGCUCAGUAACUGGAUGGACCAGUUUGAGCAGCAUGUUCGCGCGGACGUCAGUCUGAAUGUGUAUCUGUAUUAUGGCUCGGAUCGCAGCAGAGAUGCCUCCUUCUUGGCGAAGCAGGAUGUGGUGUUAACAACCUACAACGUGUUGGCUGUAGACUACGGGAAUAAGAACAGCAGCCCGUUGCACAGGAUGGAGUGGCUGCGGGUGGUGCUGGACGAGGGACAUACGAUCAGGAACCCCAAUGCACUGCAGAGCAGGGCUGUGCUGGAUCUGACAGCCCAGAGAAGAUGGAUUUUAACAGGUACCCCAAUCCAAAACUCCCUGAAGGAUGUGUGGACAUUGAUCGCCUUCUUAAAGCUGAAACCCUUCGAUGUGAAGGAGUGGUGGAACAGAAUCAUUCAGCGACCUGUGACUAUGGGUGAUAAAGAUGGACUCCAGCACCUGCAGGCAUUGAUUAAGGGUAUCACUCUGAGGAGGACAAAAGCGAGUACAAUAAAAGGCAAGCCCGUGGUGGAGCUGCCCCAGCGGAAUGUGCGCGUUCAGCAUGUGACGCUGACCGAGGACGAGAGACGGGUGUACGAGGCAGUCCAGAAGGAAGGCAGGUCCAUCAUCAGACGGUACUUCAGGGAAGGGACUGUCUUGACAAACUAUGCCGACGUUUUAGCCAUCUUGGUCAGGCUUCGGCAGGUGUGCUGCCAUCCAGGGUUGCUGAGGAACUCCCCUGGAGCAGCAGGACCAACAGAAGAUGCAACGCCAAGUGAAUUAAGAGAGAAGCUAAUAAACAAAAUAAACAUGGUUCUGAACUCUGGUUCGGAUGAAGAAUGUGCCAUAUGCUUGGAGUCCCUCAGGUUGCCUGUGAUAACACAGUGUGCGCAUGUGUAUUGCAAGCCUUGCAUUUGUGAAGUCAUCCGCGCAGAACAGAAUGCCAAAUGCCCCCUUUGUAGGGGAGAAAUCAAAGUUGAGGAGCUGGUUGAAUAUCCUGGAGAGAAAGCCGAACUGGAAUCUGAAGAAGCUGGAGACGGGUUUUUGUCAAGUUCAAAGGUAGACGCCCUGAUGAUUCAGUUACAAAAAAUCCGUGACAAAGAUCCCAACAUAAAAAGUUUAGUGGUUUCUCAAUUCACAAAGUUUCUGUCUCUGAUUGAAAUCCCUCUGAGAGAACGUGGUUUCUCGUUUACACGUCUGGAUGGCUCCAUGAACCAGAAGAGGAGAGUGGCAGCUCUCCAGGCCUUUCAGAACACGAACCCAGGAACGCCGACCAUAUUGCUGCUGUCCCUUAAGGCCGGAGGAGUGGGCCUGAACCUAACCGCAGCCUCCAGGAUUUUCCUCAUGGACCCGGCCUGGAAUCCUGCAGCUGAAGACCAGUGCUUUGAUAGGUGCCACAGGAUUGGUCAGAAAAGAGAUGUAGUCAUCACCAAGUUCAUUGUGAAAAACUCUGUUGAAGAAAACAUGAUAAAAAUACAAAAGAAGAAGCGAGACCUGGUAGCAAAAGCCUUUGGACUCAAGAAUUUGAACGAGAGAAAGCAAGCAAGGAUUGAAGAAAUUAAAACGCUUAUGGAGAUUUAGUAAUCUAACCUAAUUCCUUGGCUUUUGGGACCAUUGACUGCAAAACUACAGCUUUUAUUUGAAAUUUAUGUUGCAUUUUGUACUUUCAUAUUUUGCAAAUUUUUAUAUACUGUAUGUAAAGAUUCUUCAUUAGGAAAGUGGUGAAAUGAAAAGGUAUUGUAAAAUACA
Lepisosteus oculatus (spotted gar) is the source of this 3591-nucleotide messenger RNA. The record is from RefSeq and is a predicted model, not a curated record. NCBI's taxonomy places the organism in Eukaryota, Metazoa, Chordata, Actinopteri, Semionotiformes, Lepisosteidae.